AUGACUGAAAAUGAUAUAUCCAGUCUAGAUGAACUGGUCAAAAAUAAGGAAUUGGUAAUUCUUCAUGCCGAUAAAGGUGGGGCAGUGGUGGUUAUGGAUUGGAAUUGUUAUGAUAAUGAGGCUCAUCGACAAUUGGGCGAUGCCCGUUAUUAUAACAAAAUGCCUCUGGAUCCCACACCAGUUUUUAGUGCACAAAUUCGUGAUUUUCUAGAUUCUGCUGUUGAUAAUGGGAUCAUUACCUCUCAAACAUUAAAACACCUAACCAUCACUGACCCUGCCAGGCAAUCUAUUUAUUUCCUGCCGAAGAUACAUAAAGAUCUUUUACAUCCACCGGGCAGGCCAAUAGUGUCGGAUUUACAGAAGUCAAAACAACUGGAACAAGCAAACCUUUUACUAAAUUCCAGUGUUUACUUAGAGACACAGUUUGCUCAAGCAGAAAUGAAAGCUGCUAACCUGUCAAGGGAUCGAACAUACCUUCAAAUGCAACUUAAGCAAGCAGAAAUGACAAUCAAUGACUUAACACAGAAGCAGUCAGAUCUUCAAGUACAGCUCCAGACAGCACAACAGGAUAUCACACAACUCAACAGCAAAUUGCAGGGUAAGUGUUGCCCUGUGGGAUGGGAAUCUCUUAGCCCCAACUGUUACUAUUUUGCAACAAGUUCUGAAAAUUGGUUUAAUGCCCAAACCCGUUGUAAAGAUUUAUCAUCAGAUUUAGUGGUGAUCAAAGGUGCAGAGGAACAGGAAUUCAUAAAAAAUAGAAAAAAACGCGGCUGGGCUUAUUGGAUUGGACUAACAGACACUGAAGUGGAAAAUACAUGGAAAUGGGUAGACGGGUCUCUUUGUAGCUCCUCCAGUGAUGGAACAGUGUAA
Molecule: messenger RNA, 870 nt
Organism: Protopterus annectens (West African lungfish)
Lineage: Eukaryota; Metazoa; Chordata; Ceratodontiformes; Protopteridae
Product: CD209 antigen-like
Exons: 4
Coding region: 1-870 (289 amino acids)
Source: RefSeq, a predicted model, not a curated record